Molecule: messenger RNA, 2581 nt
Organism: Mercenaria mercenaria
Lineage: Eukaryota; Metazoa; Mollusca; Bivalvia; Venerida; Veneridae
Product: RING finger protein 207-like
Exons: 1
Coding region: 1-1953 (650 amino acids)
Biological process (GO): positive regulation of DNA-templated transcription
Cellular component (GO): nucleoplasm; chromatin
Molecular function (GO): zinc ion binding; ubiquitin-protein transferase activity
Source: RefSeq, a predicted model, not a curated record
AUGGCUUCGAAUGACGAUAGUGUAGACGGUACACAGUGUCCAAUUUGCUUCGAAAAGUUUCGAGAUCCCAAGGGACUUGAAUGUUUGCACACAUUUUGCGAAUCUUGUAUUCAUGAAUACAUCAUUAAACUAAAAGAAGAGCGAACAAUUCUUGAUGGUAUACCAUGUCCUCUUUGCAGGCACAUUACAUUUAUUAAGGAUUCAGAUCAGCCACCGGAAACCUGGGCUAAAUCAUUACGUCCGAAUUAUGCGUUGGUAUCCAUUUUAGAAACAAUGAAAUCGGCACCGGAGAGGCAGCUAACAAAAGGAGAGAGUAAAUGCUUUCCUUGUUCAGCUCAAGAUCUUGAUAUCCCUGCGUCUGUUUACUGCAACACAUGUAAAGAACACCAGUGCGAUGACUGUCAGAAAUGCCACGAGCGAUUUUCAUACAUGAAAGGCCAUGAAAUUAUUAAGUUAGAGCCUGGAAUCAAACAAACAGGUCUGAAAAAGUUGAGAAAAAUUUGCCAGUGCGAUAUACAUUCAAAAGACCUAGAAUUCCUGUGUAAAGAUGAAAAUGUCCUUUGUUGCGGAACGUGUGCUAUUGUCAAACAUCGAAAAUGCGGCAGUGUAAUUGAAAUAAGCGAGAUGGUCUCUUCAGAGGAAUUACGACAUUUAGAUGUACAGAGAGAGGUUUCCGAUGUAAGAAAUCAAGUCUUAUCAGUUUCAAAGUUCCUUACAAAGUCAGAGGAUCUCAUGAUAUCUCAGAUAAAAGCAUUGCCGGAUUUGCUGAAGGAAACCAAGGACAAGUUCGUCAAGAAAUUUGAUGAAUUUUCAGUCAAAAUACUGAAUGAUGCAGAAAAGAUCAAACAACAGAAAUCUGCCACGAUAUCUGCAGAGAAUCGAAAGUGUAAAGAGAUCGAAGACAAACUUGAAGAGGUUCUGGAAACCGUUGUUAUUUCACAGUACGCAACACAAUUUCAGGCAUACAUCUUGCACCAUCGGCUAAACAGCGUCUUAAAGGAAAUAGAUGAUAAAAGGUCAGAUGUGUUUAAAAAUCUCAAAGAGGAAAGUGUAAAGUUGGAGUUUGACCGAAAACUCGUGUCACUGGUAAAUUUCAAAUCUCACUUCGGGUCAGUUCAUGUAAAUUCAAAGUAUAAACAUCCCGAUACCGUUCCCGAUCAUAGAGUUGUUUCCCUGUCUGCAGAGAAUAAACUAGGCGAAGACGGAAGUGUUACACUUAUAACGGGAAUAGAUUUCAUCGGAAAUGGUAAAUUCCUUGUUGUUAAUAACAAGAUAAAAUCGGUCGAUUUAAGAAAUGACAAAUUAGAAGUUGAAGCUACAUACCAAUUUGAAUUUAAUCCGCGAGGUGUCCUUGCCCUGAGUGAAGACGAAUUUGCAAUCACCCGGUCAUUUGGCAUUGAAAUUUUAAGCAUAUGUUCUAAUUGUUCCAUAACGCACAAAAGCACGAUUUCUACAACAACAGAAAAUUACUCUCUAUCACUCCUUGAUGAUAAACAUUUUCUGGUUGGUGCUUUUAACAAUACAAAGCCAGCAUUCAUUAUUUCUCGAAGUGGGACAGAAGAACAUUUUAACAUUGAUUUUCCAUUAAAACAAUACGACAUAAUAACGUCUCAGAGUCUAGUUUUAAACACACAAAACGGGUCAACUCUUUUCCUUGCAAUGAACGACGAAAAUGUUAUAUAUGUCUAUGAUUUGACCAAAAAUAGUUAUACUAAGGUGGCCCAUCCGUCUGUAAUCCAGCCUUCGCACAUGUGCCUCGGUCCGCUAGACACAAUAUUUGUGAGUUGUUGUGGGUCUCAUAAAAUUGCACAAAUAUCACAGCAAGGGAAGGUAUUGAGUGUAUUAGAUGCCCCUCGGUAUCCUAUAGCGAUUUCAUACUCUCGGGUGUCCAAGAAGCUGAUUGUUUCAACGAAUGGUACGCCACACUAUUUGUAUAGUUUUUACGUGUGUUAGGUGUUAUAUGUGAUCUUACUUGUAAAAGUCUGUUGUAUUUUUAUGUUGUAUUUUUUAUUUGUUUCAGGAUCAGUUUCUUUAAAAUGUUAUUGGUGCUUUCAUGAGCUAUUGGUUUUCGCCGUUCUGUUUUUCAGUAUUUGUAUUACAAUACAAUAUAAACCAAUAGCUAAUGAAAGCGUCUGUUUGAUCAAAGUAAUAAUAAGUUAAAGACCUGAUCCAUAAAAAGAUAAAAAUCUGUCCAUGUAAAUCAUAUGCCUGUUUUGUUGUGGACAUUUAAAAAUAAGUUGCUAGAAGCUUCAAGAAAAAUAUUUUAUAUACAUAUUCAGGUAUAAGACACACUUUUUCAUAGGCGUCUUAGUAGUAAAAUCUUUUCGUUUUUUGUUAAAUUACGUUUGAUACCGUUAAAGUUUCAACAAAAGACUUUGUACCAAAAAUAAUAAAUUUGAUUAAGAGUCAUCUCUGACAACAACUUGUGAGAAUUGUUUUGAGAGUGUACGGCCCAUGACAUGUUUUAGAAAUUAAUGAACUAUAUGUUUAAACAAAAUAUUUGUUAUUCUGAUGCUUUAGAAGAAUUGUAUUAAUUUAUUACUGUGUGCAAUAAUUGAAAUAUAUUUUGCUAGUAAAUUUA